UGAGGCGUUUCUCCCUCACGCUGGGCGGUCCUGUUCUACACAUCAGCGUAGGGUUUCAGUCCCACUGAACUCAGUGAGACUCACUUUCGAGUAGGCAUGUCUUGGGUUCCGUGUUACGGUAAUUUCCAGAGCAACAGCCGUGUUGGUCUUUCGGUGCAGCAAAAAACAAGCAAAACCCAGCGAAGAAAUAUUGUGGCUCCUUAAAUACUUAACGCGUUUACAGUAUUUUGGCUUAAGCUUUUUGUGGUCGGCAGCACAUUUGUUGAAGUGGGUUUUAAAGGUUGUGCUAUAAAAAUUUUGUUAUGUUUCUAAGGUGCCGUGAGACUCAUUGUUGCGGUGCUAACCAAUGCGUGUCUACUCAGAACUGAGUUCACUGGGGCUUAUUCCUAGAAGUGAACAGGAUAAAUGGAUUCUGACCUGCUUCAAGUUCGCCAUAUAGUACAAGAAGCAAUUGGCACCCUAUCUGUUUCCAGAGAUGGAGCCCAGAUCUUUGAGACUUUGCGAACAAUUAAGAGCUACCUUGGUGGGACUGAAAAUCCACCCUCCAUGAAAGAGAAAGAAGAAUUUACUCGCAAUCAUUUUACUACCUUUCUGCAGUGUCUUAUCAGUAACCUGAGUCUUGAUUGGCUGGAGCAGUUCCAAUCAGAUGAAGAUAAGGAGUUAUGGGAUUGCUUUUUCUUGGAAGGACCAGCAGACCAAACUUUUAUGGUUCUUUUGGACACCAUCAUUUCUACAGCGCCCAGUUUCCGUCUGAAUAAAGUCGUCGAUGUGCUGGAGCAGUUCCUGCAGAGAGCUGGGCUGUCUGCUCUGAUGUGGGAAGUCUGCAAACAACAAACACAAGCUGGCCCUCCAGUAUUACAGGAGGCCAUCCUCAAUAAGGUGGCCUGUCUCCCUGAUCACCUAGGCAACAAGCUCCAGGGAGAAAACCGGCCUGUCUUCUUCCCCCAAAACUACUUCCCGCUGCUUGGUGUGGAGACGGUCCAGGUGCUGGAGAGGAUCUCUGAUUCACUGCGAGGUGGCUUGGAUUGCUCAAUCUCCUUUGUGUCCCAGGUGCUAGGGAAGGUAUGCAUGCAUGGAAGACAAAAAGAAAUCCUGAACGUGUUGGUGUCCCACCUGACGGAUCGUACCCAGUCUGACUGCAUCUGGCAGAGGAUAUGCUGGCGACUGGUGGAGAGUGUGCCAGAUCGCUGGGUGGAGCCUGUGGUCUGCGGCUUUGUUCAGGCAGUAGCAGGACCUGCCGUGCUGUCACGAUUGUUGGGGAAUUUGGUUGUCAAAAGCAAGAAGGCUCAAUUUGUGAUGACCCAGAAGAUGCUGCUGCUUCAGUAUAGCUAUCCGACUAUGGUGCUCCAGAACCUCCUUGGAUAUCUAGCCCUGGACAACAUGCGGCGUCUCUUGCUGAUCAAGGUUUUGAAAGAGCUGCUGGAGACCUGGGGAAGCAGCACUGCUGUGAAGCACUCCCCAGUGGAGCAGCAGCUGUACAUCAGCAAGGCCAUUCUGAUCUGUCUCUCUCAUCUGAAAGAAGCAGAAAUACUAAGCGACAGACAAGAGCUACUCACGGUCAUGAUGGAAGGGAUGAAGUGUCACCUGGACAGCAACUUGCCACAGAUCCGCCAUAUGGGGAUGGUUGUAGCCGAGUGCGUCAGUGCCAGGGUAAUGCCUGAAGGCCCCGCUCUGAAAUUUCAGUAUGAAGAAGAUGAUGAGAUCAGAGAGUUAAAGACCUUGCUGAUUCAGAGGCCAGAGCAGAUUCCUGACAGUGAUUCCAAGAGCAUUGGGAACAGCAGACCAGCCAUGACACCAUGCACUAUUCUAAAACCCAGUGUGAAACCACAGCCAAGUGCUUCCGAAGGACUGGACCAGGAAGAUGACUCUGAGCUUGAUAGCGAUGAUGACCUUGUGCCAUAUGACAUGUCAGAGGACAAAGAACUGAAGAAGACCAAGGCUCCCACCUACAUCCGAGACUGUAUUGAAAUCCUGACUGGUCCCGAAGAUCCGGACAAGUAUGAAGCCACAAUGAGCACCCUGGAGACUUUGAUCCGAAAGAACGUGGCAGCUGCACGAGAAGUGAGCGUGGAACUGGCAAAAGUCCUGCUGCAUCUUGAAGAGAAGAGCUACAUAGAAGGCUUUGUGGGGCUUCGUCAAAGCGCUCUGGUGGCCAUCGCUGUCACAGACCCAACACCAGUGGCCCAGUUUCUGACCUCUGAGUUCUACUCCCUGAACUAUAGUCUCCGCCAGCGCAUGGACAUCCUGGAUGUGCUGGCCAGAGCAGCCCAGGAACUCUCUCAGCCCUUUUCUCCUAAAGCAAAGCAGCUUCCUAGUCUGAAACAGCCCAGCAUCCAGAUCCUGUCUAGCAACAGCUCUUCUCCAGAUUGGCAAAAAGUUGUGGAUGAAAGGAUCCGAAGCAAGACCAGGAGGUUUGCAAAGGGCCAGUCCCAAGCAAAGCCACCAUCUGCCCCCAAUAGAUUUGGUCCAGUUGCUGGUCAUUUCUUUUUCCCGCUUCUUCGGAACUUUGACAGGCCACUGACCACCUUUGACCUUUUGGGAGAUGAUCACCUGGUUUUGGCCCGGCUGACACACACCCUGGCAAUUCUGAUGUACUUCGCUGUCAACACUGUGGUGGCAGCUGCGAUGGGGAAGGCACUGCUAGAGUUCGUCUGGACCCUGCGCUUCCAUGCAGACACAUAUGUGCGCCAAGGGCUUUUGUCAUCUGUCUCUUCCACACUCCUGAGUGUCCCUGCUGAGUGCCUUCUGGAGGACAUGACAGAGGAGCUUUUAGAGACCCAAGCCUGGCUGGCAGAUGUCGCAGAGAAGGACCCAGAUGGUGACUGCAGAAGUUUGGCACUGCAGAAUCUGCUACUGAUGGAAAACCUGAAGAAAAAAACUCUUGAAACGUGAAGGAGGACUUGAUGAUGGGGAUGCCCUUUGCCUGCCC
Zootoca vivipara (common lizard) is the source of this 2929-nucleotide messenger RNA. The record is from RefSeq and is a predicted model, not a curated record. NCBI's taxonomy places the organism in Eukaryota, Metazoa, Chordata, Lepidosauria, Squamata, Lacertidae.